Zootermopsis nevadensis is the source of this 3581-nucleotide messenger RNA. The record is from RefSeq and is a predicted model, not a curated record. Lineage: Eukaryota; Metazoa; Arthropoda; Insecta; Blattodea; Termopsidae.
AAAUUCCCAGGCCAGUGUGACUGGAGGACAUCCCAAUCUAGUGGUUAGAAUGCUUUUAUAUUUCUAUUCUGGGUUUGAAUCUUGGCCUAGAGACUGGAUCCUAAUUUUUUUCAAGGCUUUAAUCAGCCAUAGACAAAUUAGGCUUUAUCUGCAUCCUUACGUAUUCUUUUCAUUUCAAUAAUUUUCCUGUCAUUUGAUGCUGUGUAGUAUCCGGACAGCAUCAUUAAAGAAAUCGCAGACACUACUGAGAUUUAAGUUUUGCUGAAUGAAGUUUAACAGUGAUCUACACAACUUUAUUUAGAAAGUUUAUUUAAUGAAAUUUUUCCUAGGACAUGUUUCAUUCAUACCAUUUCAUAUCCAGAUAGAAAGCAAUAGAUGUUCAAAAGACAGGAAUGAUCAAUUUCUAUAUGGAUGUACUUCACAUAAGCCAUAGUGUCUUUAUCAUGAGAAUUUUUGUGGUGGUAAAUGUUCAGUUAUUGAAUUAGAAACUUUAAAAUGUAAGGUAAUAUUUGUGGUGUUACAAUUCUUGAUUUAGUAUAAUGUGUCCUUAGAAUCUGCAUUGAAAUGGUUGUAGAAAUAUUGAUAUGAAGUAGGAAUUGCCAUGGCCAUAUUUUUAAACUUUAAAUUUGAAAACGUGUGGAAGUAAAUUUAAUUUAUAAUGUACUAAUUUUAAAAUCAAGUAAGUUCUGUCUUGUGGCAUACAAUGUACUGAAUUUAUGCAACAAAAUAUUCCUUUUCACUACUUAUUUUCCAUGACCAAACAGUUUAAUUCAUAUAAUAUACUGAAUAUCAGCUGUAGUAAAAACAUUUAUAACUAGGUUUGUAUAGUUGUGUGCCAUUUCCUCAAAAAGCAUCUUGCUGUUAUGUUAGUGAAGUUGCGAUUUAAGGUUACACUGAUUUUUAUGAGGUCUUCUAUAUAGGGGUUAUAUCACGACUUGGGUCAUUGGAAGUAGCUGGUUAUGAUGCAGCUAGUAUUUAACUUGGUUUUUCUUCCCAUUUGCUUGAAGAUGAACAGAACCGGCGUCUCAGAUGUACAUUUUUUCCUUUUUAGAGAUGGUACACAAAGUACUCGUGAGAAUAAAUUGUAAGCGGAUGAAGUAGCAAGAGGGCGCAAAAAAAAGCAUUAUGAGGAGCUUCAUAAUUUGUCCAUAUUCUAUCUACGCAAUAUAUGUGAAAUUAAAAAGUAGCAUAGUAAAAAAGAACGGGAAUCCUUCCAGAGAUUAAAUGAAAGUUGAUAAGAUGAAGGCACAGGAAAUACAAAUGGCAUGGAUCAUAUGGCAGUACAGUGAAAGACAGCAUGAAGGAAGAAAUGCCUUGGAAGACAUGCAUGAAAGGAUGAUAUUAAAGAUGUUUUCGAAAUGGAUGACGGAUCAGCAAAUGGAUUGUGCAUUAGAUUUGAUGCGGCGCUUGCCUCCACAACAGAUAGAAAAGAAUUUGAGUGACUUAAUUGACCUUGUACCCAGUCUUUGUGAGGAUCUUUUGUCAUCAGUUGAUCAACCACUAAAAAUUGCUAAAGACAAAGAUAUGGGCAAGGACUACUUGUUAUGUGAUUACAACAGGGAUGGUGAUUCAUACAGGUCCCCAUGGAGUAACACCUAUGAUCCUCCAUUAGAGGAUGGUUCAAUGCCUUCAGAACGCUUGAGAAAAUUGGAAAUUGAUGCAAAUCACGCCUUUGAUCAAUACAGAGAGAUGUACUUUGAAGGAGGAGUGUCUUCAGUAUAUCUGUGGGACUUGGACCAUGGUUUUGCAGGUGUUAUUUUAAUCAAGAAAGCAGGUGAUGGCUCAAAGAAAAUUAAGGGUUGUUGGGAUUCAAUUCAUGUAGUUGAAGUACAGGAGAAGACGAGUGGUCGCAGCGCUCAUUAUAAGCUGACAUCUACAGCCAUGCUGUGGCUACAGACGAACAAACCUGGUUCUGGAACCAUGAAUCUUGGUGGUAGUCUAACAAGACAAGUGGAAAGUGAUGCCAGCGUGAGUGAGGCAUCACCACACAUCGCCAACAUCGGGCGGAUGGUGGAAGAAAUGGAAAACAAGAUCCGCAAUACACUCAAUGAAAUCUAUUUUGGGAAAACAAAGGACAUUGUGAAUGGGCUUCGUAGUAUUCAGCCCCUAGCAAACCAACAGCAGCAGGAUGCACUGCGACAAGACCUCGCACUAGCAUUUUUGAGGAGGCAAGCUAAGGGAGACUCCAAUUGAAAUCACGUGGUCCAGUGGUCAGCAAGCUAAUAAACUGAGAAUAAACUGCUCGUCGUGUACGGCACGAAGUUAACUUUUGUUUUGGCUGUAUUAGCGCUGGUGAUUGUGUAUAUAACUAAAAUGCCUGGAUUAUAACACAUACAAAAUUCUGAUCAAUGGAGGUGGAUAUGUACUAGUUUAGAUUGUUUGUUGACAUUUUACAGAGGUUUGAAAUUUGUGAGAUGUAACCUAAGGAAAUGUCCUACGUAAGCGAUAACAAGCGAGCUGCAUAAGCAGCAUGGGGUGUCACAUGAAGCGGGGAAUCGCUUGUCCUGUCCUACGUGAGAGACCGCAAUAGAAGCACACGGCCUUCCUGCGCACGCACCUUCCAUGUACUGCACGGUCAGAGCUUCCUUGCGCAUGCGCCUUACUGGCCAGCGCAUCGAUUCGCGCGAAAAUAUCAAAAUAUUUGAUCUCGGACUUUGGCCGCUUCCCUCUCCUGACCGCUUCGCUGGAACCUAGGACAGCGCCACACAAACGGCCAGUUUGAUAUUUCCGCUUCACCCACACAACGCGCACCGCUCGCAUUUAAUUGCUCACGUAGGACACCGGGUAAGACUACCUCUCCAAGGAAUCCUAUCUUAACAUAACCAUUGACGUGCAGAAUUUUAAAACUUGCAUGCUACUGUCACAUGCUUUAAACUCUGGGCAUGUUAGUUAGAAUUUGCUGGCACGAGUGUUUGGGUAUGAAUCACUUCUCCUUGUUCAGAACUGGCAUGUAUUUGGUCCACAUAGUUUAUGACGCAUUUGUUACGAGUGUCUUAUUUUUUUAUGCAAUUUGUAAAAUGAAAUAUAUGUAUAUAUACUGCAUUGUCAGAUGUUGUUGGAAAGGUUCUAAGUAAUGACGUGCAUACCGGCAUAGUAUUGGCUUGUCUGUCUGUCUUCCGGAUUAUAUUUCUGGGAAUCGAUCGCUUGUUCCCAGUCUGUUCAGCUAAGCCUUGUACUGUUGUUGUUGAACAUUGUUAAGUAGCCAUCUUGUUGGAUGCUGUCAUCAACUCUGAUAAAUCUGUUUAAAAGCUAAAUUGCUUUUGGCUGAUUCACUGCUUUUACCAUUCAGUGAUAUGAUAUAAAGUUUAUUUACAAAACAUGAAAAGCCACUUUUUUUUAAUUUCCUAGGACUCGGUUAUAGAAUUGUGUGCUGGAUGAGACUUACUGUGGAGGAUGGUCACUUAACCCUUUGAUGUUUAUGAUUUAUUUCCAUCUGCCACACACCGAAUAGUUAUAAGGCUUCUUCACAUCUUAACAAUUUCAAUAAAGGCUUCAUCAAAUGAUCCAAGUAGGUAAGAAUUUUUCAUUUUCAUAACAUUUCUGUGUUUACUUUGCACCGAUUGGCCAUUUUGAUUAAUUUC